Bombyx mori (domestic silkworm) is the source of this 1817-nucleotide messenger RNA. Its product is annotated as odorant receptor 85c. The record is from RefSeq and is a predicted model, not a curated record. Gene Ontology annotation, cellular component: plasma membrane. Gene Ontology annotation, molecular function: olfactory receptor activity; odorant binding. The transcript is spliced from 9 exons. NCBI's taxonomy places the organism in Eukaryota, Metazoa, Arthropoda, Insecta, Lepidoptera, Bombycidae. The coding region runs from base 1 to 1206 and encodes 401 amino acids. Gene Ontology annotation, biological process: sensory perception of smell; detection of chemical stimulus involved in sensory perception of smell.
AUGUCUUCAUUGCCUUAUACUUACAGAAAAACAUAUGAGCGCUACGUAAACCUCUUGGGAACUGUUGGGUUAGACUUCUUUGAGAAGUCCAGAAGUUGUUUCGUGAAAAGAAACAUAAAACUGCUCAUAUUUAAUGUAUUAUUUUUACCUUUCGCCGCUAUACAGUUCGGCUUGAUGUUGAAGAUUAAUGCUGAAAAUUUUUUGGAGGGUGCUCUCGUCGUUCCCAUUGUGGUCAUGUUCGCUUUGGAUAUAAUUAAAAUGGCAAUCGGCGUUGCGAAACGUUCUGACAUUAAAUAUAUAUUUGACGAGAUCGGUAAGCUGUGGCCGAGAGAGGAUGAUAUAGGUAAAAACAUAAUUCUUACUAUUUGGUUACGGCGCAUUGGAUUGCUCCUUAACUCGUUCUUCAUAUUCGCCGUGUCCAAUUUAGCUAUGUUUGAGAUUUACCCGUUUUUAAGAACGUGCUACAACUUAUAUGUCGGCAAUGAUGAUUAUAUCUUACCGUUUCAACUUUGCGGACUGUGGGAAGUGAAAUCUACUGUUGUGUAUAUCUUAACUUAUAUAUUGGAGAUCGUGGGAACAACUCCUUGCCAAUUAUUCCUGUACUUACCAUUCGACCUAUUGAUUGUCACUUUAACAUCCAAUGUCAGCAUACUCCUAAGACUAUUGCAAGCGGAUCUCCAAAAUGCCAUCAGAUUGCAUCGUGAAAGACCAAACACGCAUUAUGUUAAUAAUCAUGAAAGCUAUGAAAGAAUCAAAGAAAUCGUAUUUAGACACCAGAGGAUAUUGAAAAUUGCUGAUAAACUGAGUGAAGUUUUCGGGUUAGUGAUAUUGGUUCAUGUUUCGCUCUCAGCAGUCGUGAUAUGUUUCUUCGGUUUCUUGACUGUGGUGUAUGGAGGUCUAAUAGAAACAAUAUCUAAUUUCCUAACAGUUUUGAACUUGAUUUUAAUUGUGUUUCUGAUAGCACUUGGAGGACAACUAUUGUGUGACACGAGCUCUAACAUUUCUGACGCCGCUUACAACAGCCUCUGGUAUGAAGGCGACCUCAAACUUAGAAAACUAAUGUUGUUUAUCAUCACUCGAUCACAAAAUCCGUGCUAUUUAUCUGCAUUGGGAUUUUCAAAUAUGACUCUACGAUCAUUUUCAAAGAUUAUGAGCACAGCAUGGACGUAUCUGUCGCUUCUUAUUCAAGUUUAUGAAGGAAAUUAACACUUAUAAAACCGUCCGGAGUAUUAAAGCACUAAGCUUAACUGAGUCACAGUAACAUUUCGACAUAUUUAUUUAGUAUUUAAGAAGUGCACCUUAUCUCACCAAUUUAGGGUGAUGUUUAUACUCUUAUGAGUAUAUCGAAGGGUGAAAGGAUAUAUGGUUUAAGCUUUAGGUGUUAUUUUAGUAGUGGUCAAUAAUGGUUCAGGGCGUUGUCGGAAGUGAGAUAAUUAAAUAACACAACUGGAUAAUCGGAGCGUUUAUUCGCGAUUGAACUUGAAAAGUAAAAAGCAACGGAAGCGAAAUUUUUGAAAUUUUCAAGAGCGCCAUUAAAAGUUUAAAAUUUAGAAAAAUAUAUUCUUCAGCUAUUUGAAUGGUGUAAGCAAAUUGAGGUUCGAUUAAAAACGUUGAUGCUGAUACCAAAUAAAACGGACGUUUAGUCUUUCACCCCUUCAUAUGAUGUUCGUAACAGAGUUGGUGACCAAUGAUUAUGGCUUCACCCGGUCAUCGUCCUCGCCCAACCCGUCGCUUGCAACGAAGGACUCGACGAGUAAAUUAACCCACAGACACAGCCCACUGAGUUUCUCGCCGGAUCUUCUCAGUGGGUCGCGUUU